Molecule: messenger RNA, 1147 nt
Organism: Psylliodes chrysocephalus
Lineage: Eukaryota; Metazoa; Arthropoda; Insecta; Coleoptera; Chrysomelidae
Source: the annotation of a GenBank genome assembly
CUAAAAAUAGCCAUUUUGCUCACCUAUAAAAGUGUCCUAAACUAUACAUUAAUUCAGCAAUAUCUACCCUACCCACACAUGAUUCUGUAAACAAAUUUUGACAUUUGUUGCAUUGUUGAUGUUGACAUUUCAUACGUGUAGCAAAAUACGACACCGGUUUGAUAUUUGAUUAUGAUAAUUUUGAUCAACGUGUUCUGCUAUUUACAUGUGUAGACUGAUUUGAUUAAAAUACCACAAUGAUUUUUAAACUACUUUUAAUUCAGAUCAGCAUCAUUUUAGUGUCUAAGAAUGCAAUAGCAGAUGAUUCAUGUCAAACUUUUGCAGGUGGUAGUGUCUAUCCCCAUUCAGACAAAGGUCGAGAACACAACUUACAAGUUACCAAAGCAGUCAUUUCUAAACCAGCGCCAUUUUGGGAAAGUACUGCAGUCAGAAAUGGAGAAUUCAUUACAUUGAAAUCAAGUGAUUAUUUUGGAAAAUAUUUAGUAUUUUUCUUCUAUCCUUUAGACUUCACCUUUGUCUGUCCCACUGAAAUAUUGGCAUUCAGUGAUAGAGUUGAAGAAUUCAGAAAAAUAAAUACAGAAGUUGUAGCUUGUUCAGUAGACUCCCACUAUACUCAUUUGGCAUGGAUGAAUACACCUAGAAAAGAGGGUGGUUUGGGUAAUGUAAAUUUCCCAUUACUCUCCGACUUAACUCAUAGCAUUGCCAAAGAUUAUGGAGUAUAUUUAGACGAUCUUGGACAUACACUAAGAGGUUUAUUUAUAAUUGAUACUAAAGGAAUUGUGCGCCAAAUCACAAUGAAUGAUUUACCAGUAGGUAGAAGUGUAGAUGAAACACUUAGAUUAGUACAAGCAUUCCAAUAUACUGAUGAAAAUGGUGAAGUCUGUCCAGCUGGUUGGAAACCAGGACAAGAUACUAUUAUACCAAAUCCAAUUGAAAAGAAGAAAUAUUUUCAAAACCACUAGUGUCUUUAAAAUACCCAAUAAAUACUUAAGUUGUAGUAACAAAAACAUCACACACUUGACUGAAUUUUUUGUUUAUUUUCAAACAUCACAAUGUUUUAUAUAUAUUGUAAAAACACUAAUUACAAAAACACAACUAAUUAAAUUAUGAAAAAUGUAAAUAAAAAUUAUAAAAUAAAAUACUUUUU